AUGGAUAAACCCCGUGAUAAAGUGUUUCGCCGUAAAGAUAGUAUAACGAGAAUACCUAAAGUGUACGAAAACGGACGCAAGGAUGCACCCCGUCCUAGGAGUAGAAGUGUUUUUACCAGUUCCCACGCUAGCGACGAACUUCAAACAAGGGACAUAGUGAGAUACGAGGGUCAAAACUCCCGACCCCCGUACGUCCCCAAACCAAUUACAGUAAAAAAUUAUUUCUCUGAAGAUUAUAAUGAUAUUUAUGCAGAUGAUGGUUACACUGGCGGUACAACAAUUUCCCCUCACGGUAUCAUAACGAUGCGCUUGCGCGAAUACAUCCGCGUUGAUUUAUCACUUGACCGCGCCAUUCGUAUCUCCAACGCGAAAAAUGGUAUAGUUUUAGCCCUGAGUGCGAGCGGAAGUUCGUCUGGUUUAAUACAUCCCAAUGGAAAGGUGUACCAAUAUGGGUCUAGGGUUGAAAUUAUGGCCAACGACAGUCAAGGCAAUGAUAAGUUCGCGAAGAUGUGGUAUAAAGGAGUAAGUUUUACGAGCGUUCAAUGUGCUCUUGUAUAUUUAGUCGAUUCCGCCGGUACUAGAACGACUACAGAUACUUUCAACGAUCUAACACACGAUUUUACUCUCAAUAUAUUUUACGAAGGUUCCCCGUAUACGUAUCUCGAUAAUCCGAGUACAACUCAUACCACUCAUUUGGUAAACGAAGCGAUGAGCGUUUUACAAGGCACCAACUGUUGGAUGACAGAAGACGGUACCACAAACUGGAUCAUCAAUAACGUUAGGAUCUCUCAAACGGCCGACGGAUUAGUGAGAGUUGGUAGAAAUAGCAACAAAUUUUCUUUACGAACAUCCCCGACGAACGGAUCUGCUUCAGUGUCGUCUCCGUAUAUGCAUUGCACCGGUUCCAUGGGACAGACGCGUCAUCUGUUUGUCAGACGAGGCGAACGUCGAAUGCACUAUGACGGUUCGACGUUUAUAGUACGGAACGCCGGACAUUCGGCGGGCUUCGAUGAAAAACAUCAAUUGAAAGUUUACUAAUUGUUUGUUCAGUUUUCUUUUUCUUUUUUUUUUAAUUGAUAAUUUUUAUUGGGGAAAUCCAGUCAUUUGUUCUCAAUGUUGUGUAAUUUUGCUAAUCGCGCCAAUAAAUUUCGGUGAUGGACGAGUGGAUGUUAUUUGGUUGGAGGGCGUACGCUGUGAUAUACAGGGAUUGGUUGAAAAUUAAAAUAUAAAUAUUUGCCUAGUGUUUUUUAAACUUGU
Molecule: messenger RNA, 1257 nt
Organism: Diorhabda sublineata
Lineage: Eukaryota; Metazoa; Arthropoda; Insecta; Coleoptera; Chrysomelidae
Exons: 5
Coding region: 1-1038 (345 amino acids)
Source: RefSeq, a predicted model, not a curated record